AAGAGCGCGUCCAUAUUGAAAAGAAAAUUUCCGAGGUGAAGGAAAGUUCGGCAAGUACAUCGAGCGAUCCAAAGCGAACGAGAAGAACGAAAAAGAAGCAUCGGCAGUUAAGCGACCCAAGUUCCAAAAAUGACUACCGCCUUAAAGCGAAGCUCCGCAAAAAAAGACUCUCCGUAGAAAAUCGGAAAGAAUCCGCCGAUAAUUUCGGAUCGGAAGGAAUCCACGUGGAUCCUUACAUUCUCCCUUCCUCGGAGAGCCCUGCAAGUUUCUUGGAUUCCUCUUUUCCGUCCGAAGAUCUGUUUUCGUCCGACCAAGACAACGAGCGAGUGUUCGAGCACACAAUCGACAUUGACAAAGCUCUGUCCAUUUCCAAAUUCAACAGCAAGGAACCUCCGUCCGAUCGCGAGACCGAGGAAAAAGACUCAGGGUUAAAUUCGGUCGGUUUCGAACACUUUGAGCCGUUUCUGCAAAGGGCUUCGGACAAAGAAGGUAACCCCGAAGACAAAAGGAAAAAGGUACUCCUCGAAUCCGGGAAACUUUCGGGGGACAAUUCCGGCGCAACGAAGACUGCUAGAAGAGGCAGACGAAGACGUCGAAAACGCAUCGGGCCAAGACCAAAAAAUUCCUUUCUUGCCCAAGAUAGACUCCGGAAGGAAAGAAUCGAGAGGGAUCGCAAAGAACGGGGAAGUUACAGCGAUUUGUCCAUUGAGAAUCAUCCGCAAGAUCGCUCGGUAGUUAGGUACAUCAGAAGUGGCGGUAAAGCCGUCGACGAAAGGAUUCAAAGUCCUGUGAGUGAGCGACCACCUCGAAAACGCGGCCGACCCAAUAAAAGUGCUUAUCAGUCGAUAAAUGAGAUAUCCAACGAAUGUAAUGGACCUAGGUCGGUUUUAAGAAAGAGUGGACAUCGUCGAAGACGUAAGACCUUGGCCAUUUUCGACGGAACUUGUAAGGAGGAUAAAUCGACGAAUAAUGAAAUCCAAGGAACCCCUAAGGAGGUUAGUGAUAUCAGGAGAGUUACAAGGGGCCUAAAAAAGACUAUGGAACAAUUCGGGGAGGAAAAGAGCAUUCAUAUUGGCAAACUUGUUUGGGGUUGCUGCAAUGGAUGGUGGCCUGCUUUGAUUGUCGAUGCCGAAGAAGUGGGUAUGGAUUCGAAGCCAGGAAAGGUAUGGCUGUAUUGGAUCGGUGAGUCAAGGAUUUCGCAGCUCCGUGAAAAAAAACACGUCGAACCUUUUUCGUGUGAUCUUAAAGCUCGCCUCAUCAAUCAGUUGCAGGAAAAAACUGCAACGAAAACGAAGACUAUGGCUUUUAUUGCCACACUUAAGCUGUUGUCUAAGAAGUUACAUUGCGUUUUAACGAAACCUUAUUACAUCUGGGCGCGGACCAAUUUAUUGCGAAGAGAUGAUCUGGAUGACUUGAAAUUCCAUCCUUACCCGUCUAGAAUACAAAGAAGACUCGAUGAGCUGAAGGAAUUAAACACAGUUGAGACAACUGAUGAUGAUAUUCUGGAAGAGAAAGAUCCAUCAAAGCUGUCAAACAAGAAUUUCGAAGGAAAGAACGAGAAAGAAACUCUGGAACCAGGUCAUUUGUCAUUGUUGCAACAAAAACCUGGUACUAUUGCCUGGGCGAAAAUACUAGGAUACAAUUGGUGGCCAGCUAUGAUUGUUGAUUACCGUGAUUGCGGUUUUCAAGAGCCUAGUUUCGGUUGUCAAUGGAUUAUAUGGUACGGUGAUUCAAUGUUAUCUCAGGUCAAUCACAAAUAUUUCUUGGAAUUCGAAACUGGAAUGCUCAAAAUGCGGGAAUAUACCCUGCAGACGAAACGAAUCAACUACGUCACUUCCGUUCUCGACGCUGCGAAGGAUUACUGCGAACGUCGAGGAGUUGAAACUGAUGGAUGGACUGUACAGGACGUGUUCAAAUGGUUUGCGAAAUCUCGAAAUACCAAUCUCGAGAUUACUCCUGUUGUACCAGGUGUUGAGGAUGAGUACUUGAAGUACUCUACUAGAGUGAUAAACAAACUUAGAGAAUUAAAAGGGAUUCGAAAAGUUGCCGUUGCAAGAGAGCAGGACAUAGAGGACAGCAGUGCGUUACAGUCAGUUAUCAAUGGAACUAAUAAGUUGGAAAGUUUAUGUCUCGUGUGUUUAAAAAUUUAUAAGGAAGAUAUGUUUGAACAUCCAUUCUUCGUUGGAUCGAUGUGCGCUGAAUGCUUGGAACUAUACAAACCCUGCAUUUUUUCAUAUGGCGACGAUGGCAAAUGUUUUUACUGUACACUUUGCGCUGGUGCCGAUACCAUAGCUAUGUGUGAUAGUUACGAUUGCUCUCGGGUCUAUUGUACGGCCUGUUUGAAAUACAUUAUUUGUCCGCAAAAAUACAUCUACGUCCUCCAGAAAGAUCCUUGGCGAUGCUUCUUUUGCGAGGAACAACCCGGAUUACUUGAAAAAGGACUAGUACAACCAAGGGCCGACUGGAAGCACAGGAUUAAAAAAAUGUUUCAACCUAAUAAUUCCUCCGAUUAUGAAAAAGUUCCCGAAUAUGACGAGGUUAAACGAAAGAUUCGCGUAUUAUCACUUUUUGAUGGCUUAAGCACAGGAUUUCUGGUACUAAAAAAGCUUGGACUUGAAAUCGAAGUUUACUAUGCGAGCGAAAUUGAUCCAAAUGCAGAAAUGGUAAGCGCCGCUCAUUUCGGCGAACAGAUCAUUCGUUUGGGAGAUGUUAAAGGCAUAUCGGAAGAAGUAAUCAAUCGAAUAGCACCGAUUGAUUUACUGAUAGGCGGUUCGCCCUGUAACGAUUUAAGCCUAGCCAAUCCUUACAGACUUGGGCUGGAAGAUCCAAAUGGCUCGGGUAUCCUUUUCUUUGAAUAUUGUCGAAUUAAAGACCUAUUGAUUAAAGCAAAUAAUGACCGACAUCUUUUCUGGAUGUUCGAAAAUGUCGCCUCCAUGCCGAGCAAAUUCAGAAUAGGAAUCAACAAACAUUUAGGAAGAGAGCCAGAUUUGAUCGAUGCUGCAGAUUUUUCUCCGCAGCAUAGACCCAGACUCUAUUGGAGCAAUUUACCAAUGGGCGCACAUUCAAUUUCUUCCCAGGAUCUGCAAGAUGUAUUAACGCCGAAUUGCAAUCGUCUAGCCCUCGUGAAAAAGAUACAGACCGUUACUACGAAAGUUAAUUCCCUUAGGCAAGGCAAAGCAUUACUGAAACCUGUUCUAAUGAAUGGCGAUCGAGAUUCCUUAUGGAUUACAGAAUUAGAACAAGUCUUCGGCUUUCCUCAACAUUAUACAGAUGUGAAAAAUUUAUGCGCAACAAACAGGCAAAAAUUGAUCGGCAAGUCUUGGAGCGUACAAACGAUUACUGCUAUACUAAGACCUUUACGUUAUUUCUUCAUUAUUAACAAUGAGAUCGAGUCAUGAAUAUUAUAUUUUAAAUAUUCUGAUAUGCAUUCAAACGUGUGCACAAUGACAACACAUAUUAGUGGUAAACAAGCAACUAACUUUCGUUAAGUAGACGUCAGAAUCAUAUGAAAGUUGUUACCGUGUUAUAGUAUCAUCAAAUUUUAAUGACUUUUUAUUAUAUUUUAUAUUUUAUCCCUUUACAUAUGAUAAUUUUAACUUGUUUCGAAAGAAAACAAUCUAUAAUUGUUAUUUUUGUACGUUUGCAUGGCAAAAAUAGUCACUAAAGCAAUUAAAAAUAGUGCAAAUACAAAGCCACGCGUGAUAGUUCGUUAAGUAUGGCCGAUAAGUUUAGGAGUUGUGAAUUAUUUUCUAUUAAUAUUCCAAAGUAAAUAUUACAUUUUAUUGCAAACCGCAAGAAAUCAACAAAACUAUGUGAAUUUAAUUUGCAUUAUCAGUUAGAAGUAUUUCGGUAACAAUGAUUGUUUACUUUACUAUCUUCUCUUAAUAAUAUAAAAAGUGAGGCAGUAAA
Molecule: messenger RNA, 3909 nt
Organism: Orussus abietinus
Lineage: Eukaryota; Metazoa; Arthropoda; Insecta; Hymenoptera; Orussidae
Gene: Dnmt3
Product: DNA (cytosine-5)-methyltransferase 3A
Exons: 17
Coding region: 1038-3398 (786 amino acids)
Biological process (GO): regulation of gene expression
Cellular component (GO): nucleus
Molecular function (GO): methyltransferase activity
Source: RefSeq, a predicted model, not a curated record